Mya arenaria is the source of this 816-nucleotide messenger RNA. Its product is annotated as KH domain-containing protein 3-like. The record is from RefSeq and is a predicted model, not a curated record. Lineage: Eukaryota; Metazoa; Mollusca; Bivalvia; Myida; Myidae. The transcript has a single exon. Bases 1 to 816 code for a protein of 271 amino acids.
AUGGCCUGUAAGCCUGUUCAAGCAAUACCAAUUGUGAUGGCCUGUAAGCCAUGCCAAGCAAUACCCAUUGAGAUGGCCUGUAAGCUAGUUCAAGCAAUAUCCAUUGAGAUGGCCUGUAAGUCUGUUCAAGCAAUAUCCAUUGAGAUGGCCUGUAAGCCUGUUCAAGCAAUACCCAUUAAGAAGGCCUGUAAGCCAGUUCAAGCAAUACCCAUUGAGAUGGCCUGUAAGCCUGUUCAAGCAAUACCCAUUGAGAUGGCCUGUAAGCCAGGUCAAGCAAUACCCAUUAAGAUGGCCUGUAAGUAUGUUCAAGCAAUACCCAUUGAGAUGACCUGUAAGCCUGUUCAAGCAAUACCCAUUCGGAUGGCCUGUAAGCCUGUUCAAGCAAUACCCAUUGAGAUGGCCUGUAAGCCAGGUCAAGCAAUACCCAUUAAGAUGGCCUGUAAGUAUGUUCAAGCAAUACCCAUUGAGAUGGCCUGUAAGCCUGUUCAAGCAAUACCCAUUGAGAUGGCCUGUAAGCCUGUUCAAGCAAUACCCAUUGAGAUGGCCUGUAAGCCAGGUCAAGCAAUACCCAUUAAGAUGGCCUGUAAGUAUGUUCAAGCAAUACCCAUUAAGAUGGCCUGUAAGUAUGUUCAAGCAAUACCCAUUGAGAUGACCUGUAAGCCUGUUCAAGCAAUACCCAUUGAGAUGGCCUGUAAGCCUGUUCAAGCAAUACCCAUUCGGAUGGACUGUAAGCCAGUUCAGGCAAUACCCAAUGAGAUGGCAUAUAAGCCUGUUCAAGCAAAACCCAUUGAGAUGGCCUGUACAAACAGUCAAUAA